Colletotrichum karsti is the source of this 2247-nucleotide messenger RNA. RefSeq lists its product as uncharacterized. The record is from RefSeq and is a predicted model, not a curated record. The coding region runs from base 1 to 2247 and encodes 748 amino acids. The transcript has 4 exons. Lineage: Eukaryota; Fungi; Ascomycota; Sordariomycetes; Glomerellales; Glomerellaceae.
AUGGCAGAGCUAGCGCUAGGAAUCGUAGGUGUCGUGCCCUUGAUUGGCGGCGCGAUGAAGGCAUACAAAGAGGUCAAUGGGAAACUGAAGCUCUUCCGCCACAGUUCGAGAGAAGUCAAGAAGGUUCACAAGGUCCUCAGAAUCCAGCGCCAGGUCUUCGCCAACGAAUGCGGCCUAUGGCUCAGACUCAUUAUGGACGAUGACGAGGUAGCCUCUGAGAUGGCAUCCGAUCCUUCCCAUGACGGGUGGAAUGAUCCAUAUCUCGACAACUCUUUCCGAUCUCGAUUGAAGAAGAAUUACGAUGCGUGGUUUGAAAUCACCAAGGAUAUCUCCGACAAUAUCGAGAUCCUUGAAACUCAGAUAUCGAGUUACGAAGCGUCUCCUGAGACGAAGAACAAGGGUGGGAAGUUGAAGAAGGUUCUCAUGCGAACAAAAGACGGUAUCAAAGUCGCAUUCAACGCCAGCGACUUCGAAGAUACUAUCGAAAAGCUUCGGCUGUCCAACAAUGAACUAAAGGGACUGCGCGAGCAGAUCGGGGAGCUUCACAAACCGAAGUCUCAGUCGUCCAACCAGGCCAGAUGCUCGAAAAGGGGAGACUGGGCAACUCUCAUCAGAAUACGUCGCGCAUCAAAGGCUCUGCACGAGGCUCUCAUCCGAGCUUGGAACUGUGGUCAACCAGGCCAUCUUGGCCAUGUAGUCAAACUGUUCGUCGAGACGCACAGGGUGGAAGGGGAUAUCCAGAUGAACCUAGCCAUCGUUUGUCGGAAUCACACCGAAGAUCUGAUUCAGUCAAAGUUGGUUCAGCUCGAAGUUCGCUCGCAAAAUCUAGAAUGGAUCGAACAGCCAAGGAUACAUGGACAACUCCCAUCUCCAGACGAUGGUCGCUCCGAGUCUCGCAAACGACUAAAGGUGGUGAGGUUCGCGGAGACAACAGUGCAAACCCUCAUCCAGGAACCGCACACGUCAACGACGAUCACUUCAGAACAGGACGGGGCUUGUGGUUCUUGCGACCUCGGAUCAUCCAAGGAUAUCUGUAAAGAGUUGACUCGACAGCUCAACGCAAGUUGCCUCGGCCACAUUGACGUUCGGUCAGACGAAGCCUUCCGACAUUCAUUCUACCCAGCCAGAGACGAUCUUUGCCGUAGAUCUCUCCCGCCUUCACCAUCCGAGGACAGGGCAAUCACAAUGGACGAAGUUCUGGACGAGUCAUCCAGGGACUUCUUCUCAACAGUAGAUCGGCUCAAGCUCGCCCGUACCCUGGUAUCUGCGGUACUUAAGUUUCACUCCACGCCAUGGCUCAGUGAUUUCUGGAGAUUGAGAGAUCUCGCCUUCUUCAGAUCUACCCAGGGAGAAGAAAUGUCCGAGGCCAUUCGUACCUUACACGUGGGCGUGGAGGUUGCGCAGCGACAGCUCGACUCGAUGGAAGAUAUUCAGAGUUCUGCCGAUUGUCCGAUUUCCCAGGUCACCGAAGACGAGAGACUCUUUUGCGGUAUCGACAACCUUACCCUGCACAGUCUUGGUGUUGCGUUGCUCCAGAUAGAUAGAUGGACCAGAGUCGAGCCAGGCGAUGUCUUGAAGCUGGCCCUGCUCGGCUUUGCUGCCUUGAGCAUCGCCGCUCCUCAGUUCGGGAUAGGGGAAGGCUCGGUCAUCCUCAUCCCUGGUGGUAACUCUCCGACCAUUCCUCCCGUCAUUAGGCCGGGCAGGCGUCAUACCGAUGCUACUUUGACCAAACGGGAUGAUGACCUCGACGCCCUCAAGGACACAUAUCUCGCCCUUCUUGAGCCUUACACCAGUGACAACAAGCCUUCGGUUGGGACUUAUAUGAUCCUACUCCACUUGGCCGAUAUCCUCGCCAGCAAAGGCAUCAAUGUCGACACUCUUGCUCUCGGAGAGGCCUCAGUCACCUUCGGUCCGUCUACCAAACGUCAAAUCUUCGAGAUCGGAGGUUGCAAGGAGUCGGAUGUCAUCGGUCUUCGCGCGACCUUGACCAGCCUGCUCCUCAUCUACGGCAACAAACCUCCUUUUGAGAUAUGGAAUCUUGAGCAAGCCAUCAUCGCCGCUCUCAAGGCCUGCAACGAAGACGUCAUCGGCGGCCCCAUCAUCCCCGAUCAACCAAUUCCAGGUGGGCCAAUGAUCCCCGACAAGCCCGUGCCUGGCGGCCCAAUUAUCCCGGACGAACCGGUCCCGGGUGGGCCAAUCGCUACGCAGUCUCCCGUCCCCGGAGGUCCGAUGAAGCCCAGUGACUAA